This is a messenger RNA of Monoraphidium neglectum, 237 nucleotides long. NCBI's taxonomy places the organism in Eukaryota, Viridiplantae, Chlorophyta, Chlorophyceae, Sphaeropleales, Selenastraceae. The record is from the annotation of a RefSeq genome assembly.
AUGACAGCCUCUGUUCGUUCUUUCCGUGUAAGCCUUUGGGCACAACCGCUUCUAUCCGUAGUGCAAACCCAUCUGAUUACCUAUCCAACUCCAUCUAACCUAAGUGGAAACUGGAAUUGGGGAGUUCUAGCAGGCCUUUGCCUAGUUUUAGUGCGCCGCUGUGCUGCUAUUCAUGCCGUGGGAGAAAUAACCAUCUGCACAAUCUUCGCAAAAGAAAAAAAAAUAACAAAAAAAUAG